Molecule: messenger RNA, 5154 nt
Organism: Orussus abietinus
Lineage: Eukaryota; Metazoa; Arthropoda; Insecta; Hymenoptera; Orussidae
Exons: 9
Coding region: 277-3246 (989 amino acids)
Source: RefSeq, a predicted model, not a curated record
CGAUGACAUAGAUAAGUGAAUCCGGGCUUCUAUGGAACUUACGAAUUCUAUGGUGGCUGUGAGAAUCCCUGUUGCGAGUUCUGAGAUAGAAGAACUACUGGUUAAGUAGGAAUGAAGGAAUUCGGAAAUGGUCUUUCACGGGCAUGACGAGGAAACGUAGUCGAAUGGCUAAUUCAUAGGUUUUGUUUCCUGCAGUUUUUAGUCCACUGUUGUUUUAACAAGAAGAAGCAAAUGACAUAGAAAGUGAUCUCUUGCAGAUCCGUAAACUGGUUAAAGAUGGCAGCGAAUGCUCUAGAGGAAAGAAUUAAUAAGAUCCGACAACAGAAUGAGGAAAUCAGGCGGAGACACGAGGAAGUGGAAGCGGAUAAAAAAUAUGCUGCACAGUUAAAUGCUUUAGUACAAAUGGUGCCAUCAACGGAUUGGCCAGAACGCAAGGAGCCUCCUGAGUUUUCAAAUCCUCCAAAAAGUAAUCAGAAACCUAAGCCAAUGAGCAAGGAAUAUAAUGCUGAAUAUGUUCAACAUUAUGCUGGGGGUGGCGAUGGGAAAAAAAUACAUACGUUUGCUCAGGGUGAAGGACCUCCACCAGAUCCUAAAUAUAACUUCCUUGCUGAUUCUGAACGCGAGGAACAUAAUUUAGAAGAUGGAAGAGAUGGUGAUAAAGCCAAAGGGCGAUCGAGACCUCCACGAGGAAGUUCAAGAAAAAGAGGCUCUGGUAAGGAAGUUCAGAAGUCUGAUUAUCGAGGCUAUCAGGCUAUGUCAAGAGAUGGAGUUUAUCCAGAGUAUGAUGCUUGGAGAGCUGAACGAAAUCAUAUCGAUGAAGCUCGCAUCAGCAGACAACGUACUGCGGAAGGAAAUUGGCGUAGGGAGUGGGACAAUGAUAAAGUAGGGGUUGAAACAGAAUCUCAAAAUUCAUCAGGAGCUGAGAUUGCUCGAAGAGAUCAUAAAGAGUUUGACAGACACCAAUUUGAAGGUCAUGGAAACUAUCGCCCUCAUCGAGGAUCUCACAGAACGUUGUACAGUAAUCGUGGCUAUCAUCGUUCCAAUUCUAAUGAGCAAUACUAUGGUUCUACUACUCCAAAUACAAUGAAGCCAUUGUCUCCUAAUAACACCGAUGAAAGGACAGUAAUUGCUACCGAUAAAAGUAUUAAAGUUACUUUGAGUCCAGGAGCCAGUGUAACAAAAGGUCCUGUCAUGAGUGUAAAGGUGAGUUCUCCUAGUAUAGCUGGCACUGGUCGAGUGGGUCCUCGACAGAAGACUCGAGUGAUGUACAGCAGUCAGUCGAAAGCAGAAGUGACAACCCGGGAGCUCGAAACAUUCAGUCGGCAGAAAUCUUUUGACGAGAAGACCAAAGGAAUGCACUUCGAUCAAUCUCAGCGAGCGCCAGCUCUGAAGAGAAAAAAGGAGAAUAACUUGAAGUCGCCGCACGCUCAAAGGAAAACCAUGGAUUUGGAUAAGGAUGACGUACCUACCAGUGCUUUGAAGCGAGUAAUUGAUAACGACCCGAAGUCCCCCUACCUGCAGAGGAAAGACAUGAAAACGUCGCUAAAGUCACCGCACUCGCAGAGGCGAAAUGCUAAAGAGGAGAAUGUUCAAAAAUCCCAGAUGCAGGUGGACAUAACAAAAUGUCCGGGCCCUGGGAAAACAUCUGUCGAUAAGAAUAUCGUGGAUAAACAAAAAAUCUCCAAUUUGUUAGAUAAGUACGAUCGGAACGGGGAAGGUGCCAAAUUUAAUAAUAAAAGGUUUGACAAUUUAUCCAAUUCUGAUAAAUUUAGGGAAGUCAAGUUCCAAGUCGAUGGAAGCAUCGCUCUUUCGGUAGGUGAAAAUUCUGAUGCAAUAUUCAAAAAGAAUAACACUGCUGGAAAUGAGGAGGGAAUUAAGGCAGAAAAUGUUAUAAAACAUGUGGAAGCUGGAAUCGAUACUUCGGGGGUGGAAGAUGAGAUAAAAUCUCAGGGAAAUAUCGAGAUGGUCGAAGAGGUGAGUAAAAGUGCUAUCGUGUCCGGGAAUCAGGAGAAAUGUUUGGAUGGCGGGUUGAAGAAUCACGGGGUCUCUGAAAUACCUAAUUCAGAUGUGAGAGAUUCAAUAAGCGUUGAAGUAAAGUCUCAGGAAAAGAACACGACCAUUGCAGUUGGAGGAAAUGUGCCGAUUGAGUCUGCACAUCAGAAAAAUAUACCAAUUAAUGAGGACAACGAAACUUUCGUAGAAGCCGGUCCAGGAAAUCCUGAUUUGUCUGAAAAGGAGAUUGAAAAAGGUACGAACAAAGAUAUUAUCGAACAUUUUGGAAACUCAGUCUGUAAUGUGGUCGGGUUCUCAAACGUAGCUGAUGAAAAUAAUUCAAUCGGAAGCAUGUUAAAUGUUCAGAAGGAAGAAACUGGAAACUGUCCUGGAACUGCCAAAGAGCGAGAAUUGAAUGAAGCUGCUGACGAAGAAAUGGUAGGUACAAAAGAGGAGCAAAUAUGCUUUGAUAAGCCUACGGAAAGCAAAGAUGUAAUCACAACUCCCGAAGACUCGAACAAUGGACAGAAAAUUGGGGAAAUUGAAAAAGCAAUUAAUGCCAAUCAAUCCCAGAAUGUAAGGGUUCCUAACGAUGAAAAGGACAUCUCGAAUCCGGCAAGUAUCGGAGACGAAAAAAGUCUUUCAAAUUCUUCUCUUUCCGACCAACCAUACGUUAAAGUGAAUUUAACGGGAAAAGGUGACGAACAGGAGGCUUCGUUAAAUUCGGCGGACAAUGCAGAUGUAGAAGUAUCAGGGAAAAAUGUAAAUCCAGACGAAGCAGCUGUAAAAUGUGAGAUUAGAAAUGAUUCUGCUUCGGCGUUGAAUAAUCAGGUUUUAUGUGAUAACAGGAAUCUUGAGGAGGGGCAGUCGGAUAAAAUUCAAGUCGGAACCGAGAAAGAAGUGGAAUUAGUAAAAAUGAUCGCGAAAUCGGAUGGUUGCAUCGAUUCCUCCAUUUUGAAAAAUAAUCCCGAGGAAUCAAUUGGUGCUUCGAUAGUGGACAUUCAGACUUCAGAUUUGAAAAUCGUCGAAAUCGAGAAAAAUCUCAUACGCGCAUCUGAACCGGAGGGUACUGAAGGAAAUGAAGACUUUUCGAAAACCGAAAGUACUCGGACUCAGGAAACAACGAUUAUGGAUACCUGUCCGGUAAAAGAUCAAACUGCAGAAGUCGUCAUUGAAUUGUGCUGUCAAAAUGUUGAUCGCAGAGACACUGUUGAUACUACCGGUGAAAGUUAUGCACCGGCCGAAGGAAUGUGAAUUAUUUAAAGAGAAAAGUAAUAAUGUAUAGAAAAGAGAAUAUAUAGAUAUAAUGUGCGAGCACAUUUAAUCUUAGGACGAGACCGCGUGACAAUUUGUGAUAUAGAAAUCGACAAAAAGGAGAGAUUUAAUUUUUAAUAUCGGGUCUUGCGAAUCGUUUUAAUUUUCAUUCUAUCUUGGAAAUUCUUUACUCAUAUCGGAUAAAUCGCGACGCUGAAGGCAAAAAGGCGUAUUUUAACCCAUUUGCAUCAUAAAGAAGUAUGAAAAAGAGGGUCCUUAUCACCAAAUUUUUCUUUUUUCAUUUUUAAUUGUUUUUAAGUACAAAAAUCACAAGUAAAAGAACUUCAUACUUCAGCAUUCUGUAAUUAAAAAUGGAAAAAAAUAUAUAAAUAAUAAUAACAAAAAUAAUAAUAUAACAUACAUAAGAAAAAAUCAGUUGCAAAUAUGCGGUCUAUGCCCAUAUAUAUAUUAUUGAUAAUGGCGGGAAUGUUUAUUAGUUAUUUUGUGCAGUAUGAUAGUAUUUAAAGGGUUGAAUGCAUAAAGCCACUUCACAAUUUUCACCCUGAUAAAUUGUUUCUCUUCUUUUCUUUAGAAAUAAACAAACGAGUUUUUCUUGAUGAUGUUACGAUUGUUGGAAAAUGUUGUCCAGUAAAUCUUGAUGGCAAUGAUAGGCACUUUGUAACUUUUCAGGUUUCUUUUUUUUUUUUUUUAUAUUUGUGUGAUAGUGACCAGUAAAAUUAAGCGUAUAUAUACGCUAGUGAUGCAAAUGGGUUAACACUAAACUUGCGGCUGGUAAAAUUGACCUGCUUAAAUGGUAUUUGUAAUGGGGGUAUAAAUUGUCAUUAGGUUUAGUGUUAAAUUCCGAGGGAGGGAAAAAAUGUCCCGGUUAAGUUUGAUUAAGAGUUGGUUGUUUCCUACAUUCUCAUGGGAAUUAUAUACCUCGGGUUGUGUAAUUGCAGUUUCUGGAAAGCCAUACACUAGGCAUACAUUUUGCGCACAUUUAUUUGAACAGGACUAAUUGUUUUGACAUUUUGACGACCCUAGAAUUCUAAAAAGGUGGUACGAUAGAAAUAGAGUUGUUUCUUUUUUACGUAGAUUUUUUAUCAUUUCUACACCGGAAGAGAAACUAAAGAAGAAAAAGCGGCGUUUUUUAUUUUGUUGUAAACCGAGUGAAAAUCAUUGCUUUCUUUUAAUUUAAAACAUGCGUGCACUUGCAUAAGGAAGAAGGAAAUCCUUAAAGAUUUUUCUGACCUCCAGGAUAAGAUACAUUAUUAAUACUUUAUUAUUAUCUUUUAAGAGAUCGUUCCAUUUCUCUCUUUAUUUCGUUACGAUCGCGCAUUAUUGUUUUAUCUUCCUUACUGCGAUGGAGGUAUAGACUACUUUUUACGAUACAGAGUUCAGGAAUAUUCCGUUUAAAGUUUCGUCUAAAAACAUUAUUUUUUGCGACUUCCGGAGGAAUUUGUUAACAGAGAUACUUCUUAACACUUUAUAGUAGAUGGUUAAUUUUACAUUUGUUACUCCGUACGAUAUGAACCAUAAGCGAUGCAAUGGUCAGACGAUAGAUGGCGAUUGUUGGAUUAUCUUUUGCUGCUAAAUAGCAUGUCAACGGUAGUUGGCAACAAUCACAGUGUGCUGUGAAUGGCGUCGUUUAGAUUAAGGCCCUUACUUAUGCCUCACUUUUAUGGUGGCUCUUAAGGAGUUACACCACUUUGACCCACCCAAAAAUUACGGUGUUUCAAGAAUUUUUUCUUAAGAAUUAAAACGUUCUUAUCCAAAUUAAAGUACAGUAAGGUAUUAUACUACUAUUAAACAACAAAAAAUGUUUAUUUGUUCCAGACCAGGAUCAAAGACAUGUAUUUGUGAUAUUUUAUGCCGUUUGAAAAUUUAGAAUUAAAAGAAAUACUUUCA